AUGGCGAUGUCUUGGGCACCUGUGAACCACUGGUCGUUUGCUUUCCCAUUCCGUAGAAUACCAAGGAACUUGGAAAUGGCCCUACUGCGUAGUCUGAAGGCAAUUGAAAAUCAGCUAAAGCUAUGUGGCCACAAGAGGGAUAUUGAUGUCGAGGAGCUGUUUCUUUCUCAAAAGGAACUGACAGAAGUCAUUGAUCUUUCUAGAUUUAAAAAAUUAAAAUACUUAUGGCUUCAUCAUAACAAGCUUCAUGAGAUAGGAUUUUUAACAAGAAACUAUUGUUUGACAGAACUGUAUCUAAACAACAACGCAAUUUUUGGGAUAGAAGGUCUGUGCAACUUGACAUGCUUGUCCAUUCUCCUGCUGCACCACAACGAGUUGAGAGACAUCAGCGCAACUGUGAAGGAGUUAACAGGAAUGCCAAAUCUGAGGAACCUAACUCUUUAUCAAAAUCCUUUGUGCCAGUAUAACCUGUACCGUUUAUACAUCAUCUACCAUCUUCCGGGAGUCAAGCUGCUUGACCGAAAUCAAGUUACAGAAAAAGAAAGAAGAUCAAUGAUUACCAUUUUUGACCACAAAAAAGCUCAUAUCAUUCAAUCAAUCACAUUUGGAAAAAAAGUAGAUGCCUCAUGGAACCCCAAAUUACCAUUACGUCAAAAACUGGUCCGCAAGCUACCAUCAGAUUUUGCAUUUGGGGAUAGUGUAGACAAGACUGUGUUUGAUGACCCAGAAGAUGCUGUGUUUGUAAGGUCCAUGAAGAGAUCAAUAAUGGCUAUUUCCUCCAUGAACUGGGAGACUGUUCCAACACGAGAGGAAAAAUACUUUCAAGAGGAAGGCACAGAACCUGCUAAAAUGUUCACUCUUACUCUGCGAUAACCCAGCAAUUCCAGAAAUCCUCAGAGUGCUCAA
This is a messenger RNA of Dipodomys ordii (Ord's kangaroo rat), 906 nucleotides long. It is a transcript of the gene Lrrc72, whose product is annotated as leucine rich repeat containing 72. Lineage: Eukaryota; Metazoa; Chordata; Mammalia; Rodentia; Heteromyidae. The transcript has 9 exons. The record is from RefSeq and is a predicted model, not a curated record. Bases 1 to 873 code for a protein of 290 amino acids. Gene Ontology annotation, molecular function: protein binding.